UAAUCUCAAUGUGUGGGCUGCACUUCUUGCCUUUGUGCUCAUUAGGACUUGGACUAAGCUCCUUUCCAAAGCUAAUAUUGCUUCAAUACCGUUCAGUUGGCAAGAGAAUACCGUAAACUAUACUUGUGCAGUGGCUUGCUAAGAAUGGCCGUGUUUCUAUAAAUGAGGGCAUAUGGAGCCUUGUAAUUACCAUCUGGGUUCCCAACCUCAAAGGCCUCAUAGAAAAGGAAGAAUGUGAGAGGAGCCAGAACACAGCUAUCCCUGUGGCGAUUGCUUGGCUUAGAAGCAUUGAACGAGAGGAUGUGAAAGUGAGAUGGCCGGUCUUGAAAUUAUGCAUCAAAUCAGAAGAAAUAGAAACAAUUAAUUUGAUCAAGCCACACCUACAAGUCCUGCAACUACACCGUCAGUUUUUCUGGCCAAGGAUGCAAGUACAAAGAGACACGAGGUUUAAUCAAUGACAAUGAACAAGUACUCCAUGGUUGAUGCUUGAUGAAGAGACACGAGGCUUUCCAGACUUUCAAUCCAAAAGUUGGAAACUGAACAAACCCACACUGAUCUCCACCUGUAUAGCCAUUGAAAGAAUGCCCAAAGGAAACUGAAUGAGAAGUACUUCAUGAAACCAUGAACCUGCUUCCUGCAAAAGCAAUUUAGAGAACCAGAGGCAGCUGUCUUAUGACGAAUUUAGACGGAAUGAAGUGUUUUUAAAAGAUAGCAUUCCGGUAUGGUUGGCGGUUGCAGCGUACAUAUUGUUCUUUCCAUCAUUGUGAUACCUUUGAUGUUCCCCCAAGUGAAGUGGUUUUGUGGUGAUUGCCUAUAUUCUUGUAUUCUCACUUGGAUUUUGCAAUGCUUACGAUUAGCUGACAUAAACAUGGCUUAUAACCACGUCAAAGUGACUCUCUUUGUACUUGCAUCCUUUCCAGAAAAACUGACGGUGUAGUUGAAGGACUUGUGGGAUGUGGCUUGAUCAAAUCAAUUGUUUCCAUUUCUUCUGGUCUAAUGCAUGAUUUCAAGACCGGCCAUCUCACUUUCACAUCCCCUCGUUCAAUGCUUCUAAGCCAAGCAAUCGCCACAGGGAUAGACUGUGUUGUGGCUCCUCUCACAUUCUUCCUUUUCUACAA
This is a messenger RNA of Arachis ipaensis, 1118 nucleotides long. Lineage: Eukaryota; Viridiplantae; Streptophyta; Magnoliopsida; Fabales; Fabaceae. The record is from RefSeq and is a predicted model, not a curated record.